GCUUGCGCAUGCGCACGCUGGGCCCUUCCCUCAGCUGUGCGGGAAGGGCUGAGGCUAACAUCCCGGGCUCGGGGGAGCCUGUUGAGGUGAUGGGCACCCACUGACAGCGCCCUCCGAGGGGCGAAGGGGGCGAGGCUGCUCCGCUGCAUCCUCCCCAGGGCCUGAGGCCAGUGGGCCUGGCCCUCGGCUUUCCCGCUUGGUGCUGCCGCCGCCGCUGCCGGCCAAGGAGGGGCGAUGAGCUGGUUCAACGCCUCCCAGCUCUCCAGCUUCGCCAAGCAGGCCCUGUCCCAGGCCCAGAAAUCCAUCGACAGGGUCCUGGACAUUCAAGAAGAGGAACCGGGCGUCUGGGCCGAGACCAUUCCCUACGGAGAGCCGGGAAUCAGCCCUUCUGUCAGUGGAGGAUGGGACACUUCAAACUGGGGCUUGAAAUCAAACACCGAACCUCAGAGUCCACCGACAGCCUCUCCCAAAGCAAUUACAAAGCCGGUUCGGAGGACUGUGGUUGAUGAAUCUGAAAAUUUCUUCAGUGCCUUUCUUUCUCCAACGGAUGUGCAGACCAUUCAGAAGAGUCCAGUGGUAUCCAAACCUCCAGCUAAAUCACAACGACCAGAAGAAGAAGUGAAAAGCACCUUGCAUGAAUCCUUGCACGCUGGACAGUCGAGAACUACUGACACAGCAGAAGCAGAUGUGAAAGACUCUUCUUCGUGUGUGUUAGGGGAGACUGAGACAGUAGAUAUCCCAUCACCUAAACCUGCAGGCCAGCAUGAAGACACUGUUAAUAAGGAAUCUGAGGGGAAGGCCCCAACUGUUCAUCUGAAAGUAUCUGAAAGUGUAAUUAAUGUGAAAACAACUACGGAAAGUGUGCCUAAUCUGUCUACCCAGUCUCUCACAGCAGAAACAAAGGACGUGGCCUUGGAACCUAAGGAGCAAAAACACGAAGACCGACAGAGCAAUACCCCUUCUCCUCCUAUCAGUACUUUCUCAUCAGGUACUUCUACCACCAGCGAUAUUGAAGUUUUAGAUCAUGAAAGUGUAAUAAGUGAGAGCUCAGCAAGUUCGAGACAGGAGACAACAGAUUCAAAAUCAAGUCUUCACUUGAUGCAGACGUCUUUUCAGCUUCUCUCUGCAUCUGCUUGCCCUGAGUAUAAUCGUUUAGAUGAUUUCCAAAAACUCACUGAGAGCUGCUGCUCAUCUGAUGCUUUUGAAAGAAUAGACUCAUUUAGUGUACAGUCAUUAGAUAGCCGGAGUGUAAGCGAGAUUAAUUCAGAUGAUGAGUUAUCAGGCAAGGGAUAUGCUUUAGUGCCUAUUAUAGUGAGUCCGUCAACUCCGAAGACUAAAAAAGUUGAGUUUGUUGAAGGAAAAUCUGAAGACGAAGUAAAUGAAACGUUAAUUAUACCCACCGAGGAAGCAGAAAUGGAAGAAAGUGGGCGAAGUGCAACUCCUGUUAACUGUGAUCAGCCCGAUAUCUUGGUUUCUUCUACACCUGUAAAUGAAGAACAUACUGUCUUAGCCAAGGUGCUUGAACAGAGUGAAGCUGCUGAAAGUCAGCCGGAAGCUCUUUCUGAGUUGGAAGAUAUUAGCAAGACAGUUGAAUUUCUGAAUGAGAAACUGGAAAAAAGGGAGGCUCAAUUAUUAACUCUUAGUAAAGAAAAAGCACUAUUGGAAGAAGCUUAUGAUAACCUGAAAGAUGAAAUGUUCCGAGUGAAAGAAGAAAGUAGUAGUAUUGCUUCCUUGAAGGAUGAGUUCACUCAAAGAAUUGCAGAAGCAGAAAAGAAAGUUCAACUAGCAUGCAAAGAAAGAGAUGCUGCUAAAAAGGAAAUCAAAAAUAUGAAAGAAGAACUUGCCACUAGAUUAAAUAGUAGUGAAACAGCCGACCUUUUGAAAGAAAAAGAUGAGCAGAUUCGAGGGUUAAUGGAAGAAGGAGAAAAACUAUCAAAACAGCAGCUGCAUAAUUCUAACAUCAUUAAGAAAUUAAGAGCUAAAGACAAAGAAAAUGAAAAUACUAUUGCAAAGCUGAACAAAAAGGUUAAAGAGCUAGAAGAGGAGUUGCAACAUUUAAAACAGGUCCUAGAUGGCAAAGAAGAUGUUGAGAGACAACAUAGAGAAAAUAUUAAAAAACUAAAUACUGUGGUAGAACGCCAGGAGAAGGAUCUUGGCCGACUUAAAGUAGACAUGGAUGAACUUGAAGAAAAGAACCGAAGUAUUCAGGCUGCCCUGGACAGUGCAUACAAAGAACUUACUGAUCUUCACAAAGCUAAUGCUGCAAAGGAUAGUGAGGCACAGGAAGCUGCCCUGAGCCGUGAGAUGAAAGCUAAAGAAGAACUUUCUUCAGCGCUAGAGAAAAUCCAAGAAGAAGCCCGUCAGCAGCAAGAAACAUUAGCGAUUCAAGUGGGGGACCUUAGGCUGGCACUGCAACGUGCAGAACAGGCUGCUGCCAGAAAAGAAGAUUAUUUACGCCAUGAGAUCAGUGAACUUCAGCAGAGACUCCAAGAAGCAGAAAAUCGAAACCAAGAGCUGAGUCAAAGUGUUUCAUCAACAACAAGACCAUUGCUUCGACAAAUAGAAAAUUUGCAAGCAACUCUAGGGUCCCAGACAUCAUCGUGGGAGAAGUUAGAGAAGAAUCUUUCUGAUAGACUUGGUGAAUCCCAGACCUUGCUGGCAGCAGCAGUUGAAAGAGAGCGAGCAGCUACAGAAGAACUCCUUGCCAACAAAACUCAGAUGUCUUCUGUGGAGUCCCAGAACUCUCUCUUGAGACAAGAAAACAGUAGAUUUCAGGCUCAACUAGAAUCAGAGAAAAAUAAACUAAGAAAGUUGGAGGAUGAAAAUAACCGGUACCAGGUUGAAUUAGAAAACCUAAAAGACGAAUAUGUAAGAACACUUGAAGAGACAAGGAAAGAGAAGACACUACUGAGUAGUCAGUUAGAAAUGGAAAAAAUGAAAGUUGAACAAGAAAGGAAGAAAGCCAUUUUCACUCAAGAAGUAAUAAAAGAAAAGGAACGCAAGCCGUUUUCUGUGUCUAGCACUCCCACCAUGUCACGGUCAAGUUCUAUAAGUGGAGUUGAUAUGGCAGGGCUACAGACAUCUUUUCUUUCUCAGGAUGAGUCUCAUGAUCACUCGUUUGGACCAAUGUCUGCAUCAGCAAAUGGAAGUAAUCUUUAUGAUGCUGUAAGGAUGGGAGCAGGAUCAAGCAUUAUUGAAAAUCUACAGUCUCAGUUAAAGCUAAGAGAAGGAGAAAUUACUCACUUACAGCUAGAAAUUGGUAAUCUAGAAAAAACUCGAUCAAUAAUGGCUGAAGAGCUAGUUAAAUUAACAAAUCAAAAUGAUGAACUUGAAGAGAAAGUGAAGGAGAUACCCAAACUUCGAACUCAGCUAAGAGAUUUGGAUCAAAGAUACAACACUAUCCUGCAGAUGUAUGGAGAAAAAGCAGAAGAGGCAGAAGAACUUCGAUUAGAUCUUGAAGAUGUAAAAAAUAUGUAUAAGACUCAAAUUGAUGAACUUUUAAGACAAAGGCUCAGUUAACUUCUAAAAAUUCCAUUCUUAUCAAACUGAAUGUAAACAUUUAAUAUCUAAAUGCAGACUUCCAAUAAAUUCUUUUAUAGAAUUAGAAAAUGGAAUUUACUGUAGAAUACAGAAGUUUAAAAGAAUUUUUGCAGUAUGUAGUAAUAUUUGCAGUUAAAUUAUUUUGUGCAAUAUUUGAACUUUAUUUUUGAAACUAUCCUUUAAAGAUUUAUUUUUUAAAGCAUCUGAUUUUUUCUUUUUGCCUUAAAUAGCACAGAGAUUUAUUACUUUAUCCUCAUAUCAGUAUGGCUGGGGAAGCAGAGUGGUGUUCAUGUAUGUAUUGUAGAUAAAUAACUAAUUGUAACUAUAAUUUGUGUUUGUAUAUAUUGAUAACAUUUAAAGAAUAGUAUUAACAUACUGAAACUUUUAAAUCUUCCAUACAAAUCUUCAACAUGAUUGCUACUUAUGAAAACAUAUGUUAAGUGUUCAAGUAGAGAAGUUAUUAAACCUGUGGUUAUUAAAUUUUAUACUAAUUAUUUUCCUUUAAAGUAGAAGUCAUACUGACACUGAAAUUUAAAGAAUAAUUAAAAAGAGUUUGGUAUAAAAUUUUAUUUCACCCAGCUUCCAAAACUUAUUCUACAGAUUUUGCUACUUUUAGAUACUUGUCUGGAGAAAGCUCUACUAAGUUAUCAAGGCGUAAGUAGAUGGUAGAAAAAAUUUACUUACACUGUGUUUAUGAUGGCAUUAGUAACACUUAAAUGAUUUUGAAGAGGUGUUGUUUUACUACCCUAUACAAUGAGUCAAAAAUAAUAACAUUAUUAACGUGGUUUACUCUUUGAAAAUUACUUGUUUGCAUUUGUAAAUCUUUGAGCACGUUAAAAAUGAAUGUUUGAUAUUACAGAAUAUCUAUAACAAAAUAGAAAGAUUGUAGGAAUUUGUUUAAAUUUGAUAUUUUACAAUUCUGUGUACUUCAUCAUUUAAUUUUUUUUCCUUGAAGCUUUAAACACAAAAAUAAUGUGGAAUAGCUUUAGAAAAUAGCUAUGCCUUCUUCCAAACGUUAUUUUGUUCAUAAGUUAACCAGGCUGUGUUUUAGACCUGUGAAGUAUUUUGAUACAUUUUAUUACUGAAUGACAUUUAACUGCCUUUGUUUGCAAAUAAAACUGUCAUUUAAUUUUUAAAUAGUAGUGCUUUAGAGGAUAAAAGUAAGCCAUCUUAAAGAAUUUGGAGAGAUUUUCAGGGCAAUUCAAGUGACCUCAUUUUUGUUCUUUUUAUAUUCCAGACAGUCUUUCUGUCAUUGGAGCUCUGAUUUGUAGCAUUAAUAAAUAUUCUUUCAAUGUGAGCCAAAUUCAUAAAAUUAAUUUUCUGUAUUUUAGUGGUGAAAGGCAGUUUAAUAGCUUUUUGUCAGCUUGACUUCUUUUUAAUCUUCUAGAGAAGAAUGACAAGACUGAUAGCAAUAAGAAAUGUACAGAAUAUAGAAAAUAUAGGAAACUAAAGUUGCAAAAUUCUGCCAAGCAUUUCAAAGUAGGAGUUUAGGAAUUAAGAAAUGGUCCUUUAAAAAUAUCCAUUAAUUAAAAAGUAAAAAGACCUAAAACUUUCAGUUGCAGAAAAAAGACUGAAAUAAAACUUUAUUGUACCUUUCAAUUUCAUGAUAUUAAACAUUCUUUGUUAAUUCUUAUUAAUCUUGAUUGAUAGAUCAAUUCACGUAAAAGUUUAAAGUGUUUUCAACGUAUUUGAAAGAACAAACAGCUAUUAAGUCUCUGGUUGUGUUUACCAUAUAUAUAUGUGUGUGUGUGUGUAUAUAUAUGUAUAUAUAUAUGUUGUAUUUAUAUAUAUAUAUAUAUACACAUAAAGAUUUAUUUUAUUUAUUUGAAAGAGUUACAGAGAGAGAGAAUGAGAAGCAGAGAUCUUUCAUGCACUGGUUUGUUCUCCAAAUAGCCACAGCAGCUUAGGCUAGGCCAGACCAAAGCCAGGAGCCAGGAGCUUCUUCCAGGACUCCCAUGUGGGUGCAGGGGCCCAAGCACUUAGGCCAUCUUCUGCUGCUUUCCCAGGCACAUUAUCAGGGAACUGGAUUGGAAGUGGAGCAGCUGGGACUUGAACUGGAGCCUAUAUGGAAUGCCUGCAUUGCAGGCAUCAGCUUUAUCCACCAUGCCAAAAUGCUGGCCCCUACCACGUACUACUCUUGUAUCCAUAAACUAAGAGCUGAUAUUCAUACUGAUCUAGUGUUGAUUUAUUAUACUCUUAAAUCUCUCAAUUUUUUUUAAAGAUUUAUUUAUUUAUUUAAAAGGCAGAGUUACAGAGAGGCAGAGGCAGACAGAGUGGGGGGAAGGGUCUUCCAUCUGCUGGUUCACUCCCCAGAUGGCCACAACGGCCAGAGCUGCGCCAAUCCGAAGACAGGAGCCAGGAGCUUCCUCUGGGUCUCCCACGUGGGUGCAGGGGCCCAAGGAUUUGGGCCAUUUUUGACAGCUUUCCCAGGGCAUAGCAGAGAGCAGGAUUGGACGUGGAGCAGCUGAGUCUCAAACUGGCACCCAUAUGGGAUGCUGGCACUGCAGAUGGCAGCUUUACCCGCUAUGCCACAGUACUGGCUGUCAAUUCAUUUUUAAGUUGAGAAGUUGUACUGAAUGAGUUUCUUGAAAACCUCCAGUAAAUGGCAUGCUAUCUAUUGAAUAUUGGUUGCUGUAUUUUGCUGUUUGUCAUUUAAACUUCUUUAUCCAUAAAGUAUAUUCAUAGCCUAAUGGGUAAGAAAAUAGCUUGCAAUUAAAUAUUCCCAUUUUUAAAGAAAGUGAAAAGAUAAUACUUAUGAUAAAAAGUAGAAUGAAAGAGGUGUGAACUUUGUUGUUUGGUGAAACUCAUAAAAAGACAGGUAUAGAAUACAGGACGCUUCUAACUCAUAGGAGGUAAAUUGAGACCACCAUUUCUUACCUUUCCUUUGCCUUUUUUUGAGAACCUCCAGUUGUAUAAGGUUUAGCAUGUAGAAUGUACCAAAUAUUUCUACAUUGUGAUUUAAGAUAUUCUAAACAUGACCUAGGGAAACAUGAGUUUUUACAGUCAAGUAAAUGGAAAGAAUGUUCAGGGAAUUUUUUUUUUUUCUCAUGACUUCUCAAUUGGCAUUUUGAUUUAUUGAAAUUUUAUUUGAACAUAUAUUAAGGGCAUUAUAGAAUAGCCACAAGAAAUAAGAGAAAAUGAUGGAGAUGUUGUAUUUAGUGUACUGCUGUUUAGUGUGUAUAUAUGUAUGUUCUAGUGUUUCAUAAUUUUUCAUUUCAGUCAAAGAAAAUGUUAAUCUGAUUUUCCCUAUUCUAGGUCAGUUUUAAACUAAAAAGACUUUAAUAACAUUUUGUAAAGGGCUAAAAGUGAUUAAGCUACAGAUUGAUAUAUUAUUUUAAUUCUAAGUGAAAAAUAAUGUAAAUAAUAAACAUGGAUCUGAUUUGAAUAAAGAUUUUAAAAUAGUAAUAAUGUAUUUCAUUUUUAACUGUUUGGAGUGGCCAGUAGCAAUGAAUGAAGAUAGUGUUGUUUAUGAAGAUAAUAUGGCU
This is a messenger RNA of Lepus europaeus (European hare), 7025 nucleotides long. It is a transcript of the gene TMF1, whose product is annotated as TATA element modulatory factor 1. Lineage: Eukaryota; Metazoa; Chordata; Mammalia; Lagomorpha; Leporidae. Bases 235 to 3519 code for a protein of 1094 amino acids. The record is from RefSeq and is a predicted model, not a curated record. Gene Ontology annotation, cellular component: endoplasmic reticulum; Golgi apparatus. The transcript has 17 exons.